Messenger RNA from Lycium barbarum (goji berry), 1044 nucleotides. RefSeq names its product transmembrane emp24 domain-containing protein p24beta3. Lineage: Eukaryota; Viridiplantae; Streptophyta; Magnoliopsida; Solanales; Solanaceae. Gene Ontology annotation, biological process: intracellular protein transport; Golgi organization; endoplasmic reticulum to Golgi vesicle-mediated transport. The transcript has 4 exons. Bases 102 to 758 code for a protein of 218 amino acids. The record is from RefSeq and is a predicted model, not a curated record. Gene Ontology annotation, cellular component: endoplasmic reticulum-Golgi intermediate compartment; endoplasmic reticulum; Golgi apparatus.
UUAGGCACCCGCACGGCAUUAUCAAUCCCCCUUCUCUCUCUCUUACAAAAUUAGCCCCAAAAUCUGCGAAACGAAUUUUGACAAUUCCUCAACAAAGAAAGAUGGGAACUCGAACCGGAGACGGAAUCAGGCGGUCAAAGGUCUUCACUUUGGUAGCGAUGUUGGUAUUGAGUUAUGUGAAGGACAUAACAGCGUUAUCGGUAACAGUUAACGAUGAGGAAUGCGUAUACGAAUACGUUCUCUAUGAAAACGACACUAUUUCUGGAAACUUCGUUGUUGUUGAUCAUGAUAUUUUCUGGAGCUCUGAUCAUCCAGGCAUCGAUUUCACUGUGACAUCACCCGGAGAAAAUGUUGUACACACAAUGAAGGGAACAUCUGGGGAUAAAUUUGAGUUCAAGGCCCCGCGAAGUGGGAUGUACAAGUUCUGUUUUAAGAAUCCUUAUUCAACACCAGAAACUGUCUCUUUCUACAUACAUAUUGGACACAUUCCCAAUGAGCAUGACCUUGCCAAGGAUGAACAUUUGGACCCCAUUAAUGUCAAAAUUGCUGAACUAAGGGAGGCAUUGGAGUCAGUUACUUCAGAGCAGAAAUACCUAAGAGCACGUGAUGCCCGUCAUCGUCAUACUAAUGAGAGCACAAGGAAGCGAGUUAUAUUUUACACUAUCGGAGAGUAUCUCCUGCUUAUAUUAGCAAGUGGGCUUCAGGUUCUGUAUAUUCGACAACUGUUCAGCAAGUCAGUUGGCUAUAACCGGGUUUGACAAAUUUAGGUUGUAGCAAGGCAGUUGGCUAGAGGAACUUAAGUUGUUCUCAUUACAGUUGAAGUUGAUAGAAAAACAUCGCUCUGUAGCAAUGUAAUUCUAAAUUAUUUGAAAGGAUUUUCUCAGUUCUCAAAAGCUAGUUUAACUUUCUGAGAAUGAUCGAUAUGGUUCGUUCGGGGGUACUAAAAAAUUCAGAUGGAUCCAUAGGACCAUAACGUUGGUUAUUGUUUCAAGGCAGACUUAAUUUUUCAAAUUAGGAUUUAUAAAACGUCGUCUUGAAAAUGCA